Planococcus citri (citrus mealybug) is the source of this 1756-nucleotide messenger RNA. Its product is annotated as sodium/potassium-transporting ATPase subunit beta-2-like. The coding region runs from base 156 to 1175 and encodes 339 amino acids. The record is from RefSeq and is a predicted model, not a curated record. Gene Ontology annotation, biological process: potassium ion import across plasma membrane; intracellular potassium ion homeostasis; intracellular sodium ion homeostasis. The transcript is spliced from 8 exons. Gene Ontology annotation, cellular component: sodium:potassium-exchanging ATPase complex. Gene Ontology annotation, molecular function: ATPase activator activity. Lineage: Eukaryota; Metazoa; Arthropoda; Insecta; Hemiptera; Pseudococcidae.
CAUAUUACAGCAUCCUACGCUUCAGAAGAUCGAGUUUUCUAACUACGAGCUGACAUGGAUUAUCUUUAAACCACUCGUUGACAGUUUUUCCAUCAGGUAUCUUGGGCAGUGAGGUUUUUUUUGAGUCGAGGGAUUUUUUUUUUCAAAUUACAAGUAUGACGAAUACAGGCAGAAAAGGCUCGAGCCGAAAAAGUCAGCAGCAAGAUUCGUUUUAUUUCACCGAGCUUACACUUAAGGAUCUUGAAUACCAGAAUUUAGAUGCAAUAACUAAAAUUAAAUUAUUUUUCUAUGAUAAAGAGGCUGGAACCAUCUUUGGAAAAAGUCCUUUACGAUGGGGAAGAUUUCUAUUAUUCUAUCUGAUAUUCUACUCGAUAUUAGCCGCUAUGUCACUUUGUCUAUGGUGGAUUUUCUCACUAACGCUGAAUCCUCGAACACCAAGACACUUGACAUCAGAUUCUCUAAUCGGGACCAAUCCUGGUCUUGGUUUUCGUCCAUUACCAUCCAGUGAAAAUGUUCUAAGUUCUUUGAUCUGGUAUCAAGGAACCAAAAACGAAAGCUUUUUCUUCUGGACCAAAAGUUUGAAAGAUUUUCUAGAAGUGUAUAAAAGACCCGGAUUGACUCCAGGAAGAGGACAAAAUAUAUACAACUGUGAUUUCGAUCGACCACCGAAACCUGGGCAAGUGUGUGACGUAGAUGUAAAAUUACUAGCUCCAUGUACUGAAGAAAACUACUUUAUGUAUCAUCAGUCUAGUCCUUGUGUAUUAUUGAAGCUCAAUAAGAUUUAUGGAUGGAGACCAGAUUUCUACAAAGAUCCCAAAGAAUUACCCGCCGAUAUGCCUAAACAUUUGAGAGAACGUAUUACUCAUCUCGCCAAAUCUCCGAAUCCAACCGAUCAAGCCAAAUUGAAUACGGUAUGGGUUUCGUGCAAAGGUGAGAGUCCAGCUGAUGCAGAAUUCAUCGGUGUAGUCGAUUACCAUCCUAUGGAAGGAUUCCCUGGAUUCUUCUUCCCGUACGAAAACUCCGAAGGUUAUCUUAGUCCAUUGGUCGCCGUUCAUUUCAAAAGACCUAAACCUGGAGUUUUGAUCAAUAUCGAAUGCAGAGCUUGGGCUAAAAACAUCCUGUAUCGCCAUAAAGACAAACAAGGAUCUGUUCACUUUGAAUUAAUGAUUGACUGAAGCAUGGUCACUGCCAAGACUUUCUAAGCAGAUAACAGAUCUCUCCAAGUCUCCAGUGAGCAUUAAUCUUAAGAAAAAUAUUUUUCUACUCGUCGCACAUUUUGAAAAAAUUUCUAUAUUAGCAAUUUGAAAGUGAAAUAAGCAAUUCGCAGUAUUAUGAUAGCAUCUAGUGUCAUUUUUUCAAAUCAAGUCAAUGGCAUUAUUUGCAUAAGUGUUGUGUCUAUGAAAAAUACGUGAAUUUUUUUUUUUUUUACCUGUGGUAAGUUUUGUAUUACGAACGUUUUAAACCGCGUGUUAUUUAUUUUAGGUAAUUUUUUAAUAGUAUUUUCUUUUUUUACUUCGAGCGGCCUUUUUUUAUAGUUGAUAUUUAUAUGCACGGAAUUCAAUUUUUAAUACUCCGAAUCUCUCUUCUUUUUUUUUUAAAUAUCAGAAAUAAAGAUGAUUUUUCGUUAUUAAAGUUGUUUCUGUUUAUUAAUAUAAGGUGUACUUGGUUUUACUAUUAUCGUGUUACAGUUUCGUAAUACCAUACUUUAAUCCUGUAAUGUGACAAAGCUCGUGAAAUAAUUAAACACCUACGUGAA